Molecule: messenger RNA, 531 nt
Organism: Trichophyton verrucosum HKI 0517
Lineage: Eukaryota; Fungi; Ascomycota; Eurotiomycetes; Onygenales; Arthrodermataceae
Exons: 1
Coding region: 1-531 (176 amino acids)
Source: RefSeq, a predicted model, not a curated record
AUGGAGUCACCCUCCGACGAGAACCCAGAUUACAAGCAGCCAGGAGUCCAUGACCUAACCUCUGGAGAUGUUGAAAACGAAACACUUGGUGAUGACAAUUGCUCAGAUUUUGUGAACAGUCAGUAUUGGCCUGGGCUAGAUUUACCUCCUUUGACCAACGGAUCUACCAGAGGCACAAACGAUGAGAGCAUUCCACAGGAACAUCAGGCGGAUGAGAUAUACGAAUAUCCUCCUCGUCACAUUGAGUCUGGCGAUACCGGGCCCCCAGGUACUGGAAGUAAUUUGGAGGGUGUCUCUACAUGGCAGUACAUUGAUAUGUUGAGGGAUUUGACAACAAUUUCCGUGAGUUCUGGUACGCCGCACCCCUCCCUUGACCAAUACAUUCAAGAUAGAUGCCUAACCUACUCUCUGCUCCACAGGCUCCGACAGCACAGUAGGGAACUCUGGCGACUUAAUUCAAGAGUGCAAUCAAUUAAGCAAGAGCGCCCCAUCUCCUCCUUGGAGUCAUUUUGGAAUACCGUCGGUGACUAA